CCUUUUCUCAAUAUUUCUUGCUAGGAGUGUUUCAAAGACCAGACGAGAAUGUCCAGUGCAGAGUUGAUAGAAUUCACUAUUACUAGCACUGUUUCUAGUAUUCGGUCUCAGAGGAGAUUUCCGAAGAACAUUACCAUUGGAGAGUUAAAGGGUAAAUUGGAGCUACUUACAGGAGCCAAUCCAACAUCCAUGCAGCUUGAGUUGUAUGGGAAAGAUGAUGUCCUUCAUCAGAAGCUAGAAGAUCCUUUAGCCACACUUGGAUCUCUAUCUGCAGAAAAUGGGAUGAGAAUCCAUGUGAUAGACCCAACAACAAGAUCUGGAGAAUUUGAGCCAGGAAAUGAGGAAGAAGAUGUUCGAUUCCGUAUGUCCGAGGAUGAGUACAAGAAAAAGGAAAGGACCUUGCAUGCCUUUCUAACCAAGAACCGAUUGGGUAAAUAUGAUGAGGACUACCAGAAGAAGAAAGAGCUUGAAAAGGAGAAAGGAAAAAUUGAAGAAGAGAAGGCCAAGCACAUUCCAUUAAAUAGCCGUUGUGAGGUGAAAGUUACUGGUCAGCCCACUAAAAGAGGCAUAGUCAAAUUCAUUGGGGAAGUUCAUUUCCAAUCAGGUACCUGGAUUGGAGUGCAGUAUGAUGAACCUCUUGGGAAGAAUGAUGGCAGUGUGGAAGGGAAGAGGUACUUUGAGUGCCCACCAAAAUAUGGGGCAUUUGUGAAACCAAGUUCUGUGGAGGUGGGAGAUUUUCCUGAAGAGGGCCUGGAUGAUGAUGAAAUCUGAUUUUUGAUCUGAUCUUUUGCACUGAUGUGACUUCUCAUCUCUGUGAUGCAAUGGCCUGGAAUUAACUCAACUGAACAUUGGACAUGGGAGUGUGAUAUUCUUGAUACUUCUCCUGAGUCAACAUGCACAUUGUGAUUCAUUUGCCUGCAGUUUCUGUUAUAAUGGAUUUUGAAUUAUGCUCACAGAGUUGCCUCCUCCAGUGAUUGGCAUUCUUGUCUCUGUGAAUGUUUGAAGAAGCAUUGAAUGUGUUUUAUUCAUAGCAGAUGGUGAAACUGCUGGCUUGGUGUGCAUGUGUUUAUACAGCUUUUAAUGACUGAUCUCAGGGCAGUUUUUUAUUUUCAUUUUUCUGGGUAGUUCAUGAAACAACCUGUGCCCAGGUGGCAGCAAACAUGUCCUGUAACAUUGGCUCAGCAUUGCUUUUUGCUUCGAAGGUUGAAGGGAUUCCCAUCCCUCAUGGACUACUGCUUUACUCGUAAGUUAGCCCAUGUGACAUGGGUUGAUGAAGAUUCUUCAUGCCAUAUCUUUUUGCCUCACAAGCAUUCAAUAGCUCAUUGCAUGAAUAGAACAUCCUGACCAUUCUGUCCAGCAAAACAGGAAUCGAUUUGAAUGUAACAUUCAUGGUUCUGCUGGUAUAGCUUAGAAUUUCCAAUCAGCGUAGUGACUAACUUCAUUUUAGAAAGUCUGCAUUCUAACCUGCUUUUCUACUAGCUAUUUUUUUUUCUGAGUCUAUACACUGUCCGAAAGUAAAGUCACAAUAUCGCCUUGCUUCCUAGGACCUUGAAUCCAGAAGCUGUCAUUGGAGGCCAGGUAGUUUUUUUUCAUGAGC
Molecule: messenger RNA, 1597 nt
Organism: Darwinula stevensoni
Lineage: Eukaryota; Metazoa; Arthropoda; Ostracoda; Podocopida; Darwinulidae
Source: the annotation of a GenBank genome assembly